AUGAAUGUCCGUCUCUCGUCUCCGGAGCGUCUCCUCUCCGUCCUGUCCACUCUUCUCUUCGCCUGCUGUGUCGGACUCAUCAUUGUGUCAUGGCUCAGCCUGCAGCCUGAAGGUGCCGUUGAGCCCAGCGUGCUGCGCGGCCGCAUGUUGAUCACACGUGGAGCCGUUUACUCCGAUGAGCUGAAGAACUCCAGCAGUCUGCAGUUCAAAUCCCUCGCCUUCGACGUCCAAAACCUGGUGUCGGAGGCGUUUGCUCUCAGCCAGCUCCGAUUGGACUUCCAGUCUUGCCGAGUUUUACAUUUCAGUCGGGGCAGCGUGGGCGUGACCUUCAACCUCUGGUUCAGUCAGGUGAUUGGCGUGCAGGAGGCGGAGACUCAUCUGGGGGCGGGGCUUCUGGAGGUCGGGAAUAAGGGAUUGCUGAUCAACAGAAACAGCAUCCACAUAACAGAGAUACCAGACAAGACAACAGCUUUUCCUACAACCAUCACUCCUACAACCAUCACACCUACAACCAUCACACCUACAACCAUCACUCCUACAACCAUCACACCUAACCCUAACCCAACAGACAACUGCUCCUACAACCAUCACUACUACAACCAGCACACCUACAACCAUCACUCCUACAACUAUCACACCUACAACCAUCACACCUACAACCAGCACACCUACAACCAUCACUCCUACAACUAUCACACCUACAACCAUCACACCUACAACCAUAGCUCCUACAACCAUCACACCUACAACCAUCACUCCUACAACUAUCAAACCUACAACCAUCACUCCCACAACCAUCCCUCCUACAACCAUCACACCUACAACCAUCACUCCUACAACCAGCACACCUACAACCAUCACACCUACAACCAUCACUCCUACAACCAGCACACCUACAACCAUCACUCCCACAACCAUCACUCCUACAACCAUCACUCCUACAACCAUCACUCCUACAACCAUCAAACCUACAACCAUUACUCCCACAACCAUCACUGCUACAACCAUCACUCCUACAACCAUCACAGCUACAACCAUCACUCCUACAACCAUCACACCUACAACCAUCACUCCUACAACCCUCACACCUACAACCCUCACACCUACAACCCUCACUCCUACAACCAUCACUCCUACAACCCUCACACCUACAACCCUCACACCUACAACCCUCACUCCUACAACCCUCAGUCCUACAACCCUCACACUUACAACCAUCACACCUACAACAAUCACACCUACAACCAUCACACCUACAACCAUCACACCUACAACCAUCAUCAGUCUUUGAGGAAAUGUCCUCCUCUUCAGACAUCAUGUGCCGAUGGAUAUCUGUGCAUCCGAAUGGAUCAGCUGUGUGACGGUGUCCCCGACUGUCCCGACGCCUCGGACGAAGGGGCCGCUCGCUGUGCGACGGCGUGUGACGGACAGUUCCAGCUGAGCGGUCCGAGCGGCGUCUUCAGUACAUCAGGCAUCUCGGAGACGUACAACAGCAGCAGCUUCUGUCGCUGGAUCCUCAGAUUGGCAGCUGAGCUCUCAGGCUCCGCCCCCCCUGGCACCGUGUGGCUGCUGACGGACCAAUCAACCGUGGAGUUCACCUCUGAUGAAGUUAUCAACCUGUCAGGCUUCAGCGCCACCUACAGCACCGCCAACCUGUCCCAACUCUCCAAUGAAGAGAAGCUGACCUGUACCUUUGAGCAGGGCAUGUGUUUCUGGAGGCAGUGUUACCAGGACGACGGAGGCUGGAGUCGAACCCGCGGCUCCACGUUUCCUCCGCUGAGCGGCCCGAGUGUCGACCACACGCUGAACGCCAGCGCCGGAUUUUACAUCGUCACCCCUCUGAGUCCCGGCCAAUGGCUGAAGAGCUUCAGGAUGUCCAGCCUCCCUCUGGCCCCGCCCACUCCACCUGCAUCCUGCCUCCGCUUCUGGUACCACAUGUUGGGCGAGGACGUUUACCAUCUCCGAGUGCUACUGUACGACCAGGCUGUUACCGUGGUGUUCCAGAGAGACGGUAACUAUGGGGACCGCUGGAACUACGGCCAGGUGGAGCUCAACCUGACAACAGAGAGCACGGUGGUGUUCGAGGCGCUGAAGAACGGAGGGAUGCUGAACGACAUCGCUCUGGAUGACAUCACGCUGACCUCUGAACCCUGUGGCCCCGCCCCCCCUGACCCAACCAAUGUCCCGCCUCCAACAACGCCCCCCCCGAUCCCAGCUGACUGCGGAGGACCGUUUGAUCUCUGGGAGCCAAACUCCACCUUCAUCUCCCCAAAUUACCCACAAUCCUACGGGAACGAAGCCGCAUGCCUGUGGAUGUUGCACGCCGGCGAGGGGCGGAGCCUGCAGCUCCACUUCCUGGACUUUGAUAUUGAAGCGACCUAUGACGUGGUGGAGGUCCGGGACGGGGCUGGGCCACACUCCACACUACUGGCUGUUCUCUCUGGCAGCGAUGGCCCCCCCCACGACUUGUUUUCAACAACCAAUCAGAUGACAGUGUGGCUGUUGACUGACAGCUCGGGGCACGGCCGAGGAUUCAGAGCCAACUUCACCUCGGGGGUCAACCUGGGGUCCCCGGCUGCGUGUGCUGCCGAUGAGUUCCAGUGUCAGACAGGAAGUUGUAUCCAUGGUAAUGGUCAGUGUGACGGCCAUGUUGACUGUCCUGACGCCUCUGAUGAAGCCGACUGUGUUGUGUUGCCCAGCAACAGUUCCAGUGCUCUACAGUAUAAACUAGUUUCCUCUCUGUUGACCGUGUGUUCUGACACCUGGACGUCUCACCUGUCUGACUUCACCUGUCAGUACCUGGGGUACAGGUCUGGGGAAACGACUCUGCUGCCGGCUCGGCCACAAGAUUCACCGUUUACAUCGUUCACCUUCACCAACGGAGUGCUGCAGACCAGCGUCAGACCAGAACAGACCCAGAACAGACCCAGACCCAGACACCCAGACACCCAGACAACCAGACAACCAGACAAUCAGACCAAGACCAGAACAGACCCAGACCCAGACCCAGAACCAGACAUCCAGACCCAGACACCCAGACGCAGACACCUAGACCCGGACCAAGACCCAGACCCAAACCCAGACAUCCAGAUCAGACCCAGACCAGACAAGGCCCAAACCCAGACACCCCGACCCAGACCAGACCCAGGCCACACCCAGAUACUCAGACCCAUCCUAUGA
Messenger RNA from Etheostoma cragini (Arkansas darter), 3180 nucleotides. Its product is annotated as enteropeptidase-like. Gene Ontology annotation, cellular component: membrane. Bases 1 to 3180 code for a protein of 1059 amino acids. The transcript is spliced from 20 exons. The record is from RefSeq and is a predicted model, not a curated record. Gene Ontology annotation, molecular function: protein binding. NCBI's taxonomy places the organism in Eukaryota, Metazoa, Chordata, Actinopteri, Perciformes, Percidae.